CCACUCCCAAGAAACGCCGGUACAGCUGAAGCCUCAGCAGUGUGUGGAAAGCAGGUGGAAUUAAUUAGUCAGGCAGUGUGAAGCUGGACACAAUCAUCGGAUCGACUUGUGCGGUCUGGCCGACAUCAGUUACAUUUCAGAAACGCUGGAUAAGCUUAAUCUUGUGGAUUUGAAUGGACAAGGCAGCCAGAAGUUUACGGCCCAGCUAGUAAAGCCCAAUAAAGUUUCCAUAAUGCCAGUGAAGAAGAGGAAACUGCCCGACUCUGAAGAUCACGGGCACAAGUGUAAAAUUACCAGCUUUCCUCGUCCUCAGGCUCGUGCUGUGAAGCCAAGCGGCGCUGAAAGGCAGUUUUCCGGUAAAAAGUGCCUGGCUUGGUUCCACAAGUACGCCGGCCCUGAAAAGAUGGUCGGCCCGGAAGCCAUGGAGAAGUUCUGUGACGAUAUCGGAGUGGAACCAGAGAAUAUUAUAAUGCUAGUUUUGGCGUGGCAUCUAGGAGCGUCAAAGAUGGGAUACUUCACGAAAGACGAGUGGCUGAGUGGGAUGACAGUACUACAAUGCGACUGCACUGAGAGGUUGCAAAGCAAACUCGACUACAUGCGCAACGAGCUCAACGACGCCACAGCUUUCAAAAAUAUCUACAGAUACGCUUUUGACUUCGCCAGAGAUACGAACCAGAGGAGUUUGGACAUGGACACGGCGACAUCCAUGCUGGCUCUGCUGCUGGGCAGAACCUGGCCUCUCUUUCCCGUCUUCCGCCAGUUCCUGGAGCAGUCAAAGUACAAAGGCCUGAAUAAAGACCAGUGGUACAACGUUCUGGAGUUCAGCAGGACCAUCAACACCGACCUCAGUAACUACGACGAAGACGGAGCCUGGCCCGUGCUGCUCGACGAGUUUGUGGAGUGGCAAAAGGCGCUGCCGGCAUCGCAGCGGCCGCCGUGCGUCACCACAAAAAGGGAAGGAGAGCGAAAACUACCUGCAGAGACGACGCAGCUCUGACAUGGUAUGACCAACGCAAAUAAAACCGUACAUAACACAGAAACAUGGACUGCAGAAUCGUCACUGUGGACUCUUUACUCCUCACCUCCAGACAUCGUCUGCCACUGAUAAACUGCUGCUGGGAAUCCUUCCUCUCAGUAGAGGUCACUUUGUUUUCUCAGUGUUGAUUUGGAGAAGAACACGUGGAAACAAAACGAGUGGAAGGAGUUGUGAAAUUGUUUCGCUUUUCUUGUUUAGAUGUUUUCACUGUUAUUAAAAAUGAGAUUAAAAUGACAAGAUGCUUCUCCCUAAAUGUUGAAACAUGAAGGUUUAUUUCAGCACAUUAAUCUGAAAUACAGCCUGGAAAAGAUUCAGCUAUAAUUUUACAUCCUCCAGGUGGACAGGAUUUAGUUGGAAAACAUUUUAAACAAGAAUACUCUGAAGAAAUGUAGUUUAGUCUUUGCACUUUAAAUUAUAUCAUAAUAACUUCAUUGUGAACUAUAAAUAUUUUGUUUUACAGCUUUUGGAUCAGGGUGUCCAAACUUUUUGCUCUGUGAACAAAAAUCAACAAGUUGAAGCUUUUAGUCAUGUUUUUUCCCCAGUUAAAAAAAAGCCAGAUUUUAUUGUAAAUAUUUAACUUUUGUGAUUUUUUUUUUUUUUUUUAGAACAAAACAGAGUUUAUUAUAGUUUCUGAAAAGGACCUCGGAUGUUUGUUGGCUAACAAAAGGGUGUACAAUUUUCUAACUUUAUGGGGUUUAUUUCUUGGUCUAGAAAAUGUUUUCAUACAAACAAAAACUUUCUUAUAAAUUCUAUUAAUUUAAUAACUGGAUACCCAAGUCCUGAAUGUUUGUGGCCUGACUUGCAUAGUUAUAUAAAUGACCAGAAACGUUUUAAAUUUAAUUUAACCAUAAAGUGUAUAGGGAGUGGAAAUGUUUAAAAGCAGGUGUAACUGGUGAAAAUAUUUACUGUGAGUACUUUGUCAGAAAAUUGGACGGUAGUCCCAAUAAUUAUUUUAACAAACCAAAAACUUUCAAUAUUAAAUUUUACUUUUUAAAUUGAAA
Molecule: messenger RNA, 2037 nt
Organism: Poeciliopsis prolifica (blackstripe livebearer)
Lineage: Eukaryota; Metazoa; Chordata; Actinopteri; Cyprinodontiformes; Poeciliidae
Gene: dcun1d5
Product: DCN1, defective in cullin neddylation 1, domain containing 5 (S. cerevisiae)
Exons: 10
Coding region: 233-997 (254 amino acids)
Biological process (GO): positive regulation of ubiquitin-protein transferase activity; protein neddylation
Cellular component (GO): ubiquitin ligase complex
Molecular function (GO): ubiquitin-like protein binding; ubiquitin conjugating enzyme binding; cullin family protein binding
Source: RefSeq, a predicted model, not a curated record